Molecule: messenger RNA, 3466 nt
Organism: Hirundo rustica (Barn swallow)
Lineage: Eukaryota; Metazoa; Chordata; Aves; Passeriformes; Hirundinidae
Gene: PRDM16
Product: PR/SET domain 16
Exons: 16
Coding region: 56-3466 (1136 amino acids)
Cellular component (GO): nucleus
Source: RefSeq, a predicted model, not a curated record
CCACACGCCGACACGAUGAGAUCCAAGGCGAGGGCGAGAAAACUGCCCAAAACAAAUGCUGACUGAUCCCGAGGUGACCUCCCAGGAGGGCAAUAUAAAAAAGGUUCCCGAUGCUCUGGGCACUGAGAAGUUCUGCGGCGACGCCGGCCAGGGCGGGGCUGGGAACUGGCUGAAGUACAUCCGAGUGUCCUGCUCCUGCGACGAGCAGAACCUGGCUGUGUGCCACAUCAACGAGCAGGUCUAUUAUAAAGUUAUUAAGGAGAUUGAGCCGGGAGAAGAGCUCCUGGUGUGCCUGAAGGAAGGAGGUUAUUCCCUGGGGAACAUGGCACCCAGCAUGGAAGAGGAGCCCUCGUUCCGCUGUGAGGACUGCGAUGAGUUGUUCCAGUCCAAGCUGGACCUGCGGCGCCACAAGAAGUACGGCUGCAGCGCCGUGGGCGCCCUGUACGAGAGCCUCAGCGACGAGAUCAAGCAGGAGAGCCUCGGAGAUGGACAGGUCUACGAGUGCAAGGACUGUGAGAGGAUGUUCCCCAACAAAUACAGCCUGGAGCAGCACAUGGUGAUCCACACCGAGGAGAGGGAGUACAAGUGUGACCAGUGUCCCAAGGCUUUCAACUGGAAAUCCAACCUGAUUCGUCACCAAAUGUCUCACGACAGUGGGAAACGGUUUGAAUGUGAAAAUUGUGUUAAGGUGUUUACGGACCCCAGCAACCUCCAGCGGCACAUCCGCUCACAGCACGUGGGGGCGCGGGCCCACGCCUGCCCCGACUGCGGCAAGACCUUCGCCACCUCCUCGGGCCUCAAGCAGCACAAGCACAUCCACAGCACUGUCAAACCUUUCAUAUGUGAGGUCUGUCACAAAUCCUACACGCAGUUCUCCAACCUGUGCCGCCACAAGCGGAUGCACGCGGACUGCCGCACCCAGAUCAAGUGCAAGGACUGCGGGCAGAUGUUCAGCACUACCUCCUCCCUCAACAAGCACCGGCGCUUCUGCGAGGGCAAGAACCAUUACAACCCCGCCGGCAUCUUCGCCCCCGGCCUCCCCCUCACGCCCACCUCCAUGAUGGACAAAUCCAAGCCCUCUCCCAACCUCAACCACGCCGGCCUGGGCUUUAACGAGUACUUCCCAUCCCGCCCGCACCCCGGCGGGAUCCCCUUCUCGCCAGCCCCCCCAGCCUUUCCCGCCCUCACCCCGGGAUUCCCGGGGAUUUUUCCGCCUUCUCUGUACCCCAGGCCCCCCUUGUUACCACCCACGCAACUGCUCAAGAGUCCCCUCAACCACACUCCGGACGCGAAGCUCCCCAGCCCCCUGGGGAACCCGGCGCUGCCGCUGAUCUCCGCGGUGAGCAACAGCAACCAGGCCCCUUCGGGGGAGGAGAAAUGUGAAAGCAGCCUGGAAAACUCCUACCUGGAGAAGCUAAAAGCCAGGAACAGUGAUAUGUCCGAUGGCAGUGACUUUGAGGACGUCAAUACAACCACGGGCACGGAUUUGGACACCACGACUGGCACCGGCUCUGACCUGGACAGUGACGCGGAGAGUGACAGGGACAAAACGAAAGACAAGAGCAAACAAAUCGAGACCAAGCCAGAUUUCAUCAGCAGCUCGGUGUCUGUGAGUUCCACCAACACCACGAGCGAGAUCCCUCUCUUCUACUCUCAGCAUUCCUUCUUUCCUCCCCCCGAGGAGCACCUGCUGCCCACCACGGGGGCAGCCAAUGACUCUAUUAAAGCUAUCGCCUCCAUCGCAGAGAAGUAUUUUGGGCCUGGCUUUAUGGGGAUGCAGGAGAAAAAGAUGGGUUCGCUCCCGUAUCAUUCCAUGUUCCCUUUCCAGUUCCUCCCUAAUUUCCCCCACUCCCUCUACCCUUUCACGGAGCGGACCCUCAAUCACAACUUGCUGGUCAAGGCAGAACCAAAGUCACCCAGGGACCUCCACAAAGUCGGCGGCACCAGCUCGGAGUCCCCGUUCGAUCUCACCACAAAGCCAAAAGAGAUUAAGCCAAUCCUGCCGCCCCCCAAGGUGCUCCCAGCCCCGUCCUCUGGGGAGGAGCAGCCACUGGAUCUGAGCAUUGGCAACCGCAUCCGAGCCAGCCAGAACGGAGGGAGAGAGCCACGGAAAAACCACAUUUAUGGGGAGAGGAAGCUGAUGGCAAGCGAGGUCUUACCUAAGAUUUCCCAGUCCCAGCUGCCUCAGCAGCCUUCCCUGCACUACGCUAAGCCAUCGCCCUUUUUCAUGGACCCCAUCUACAGCAGGGUGGAGAAGCGGAAGGUGACAGACCCCGUGGGUGCCCUCAAGGAGAAGUACCUGCGACCCUCCCCGCUGCUUUUUCACCCCCAGAUGUCGGCCAUCGAGACGAUGACGGAGAAACUGGAGAGCUUUGCAGCCAUGAAGGCCGACUCUGGCUCGUCCCUGCAGCCCCUUCCCCACCACCCCUUCAACUUCCGAUCGCCGCCGCCCACGCUCUCCGACCCCAUCCUGCGCAAGGGCAAGGAGCGCUACACCUGCAGGUACUGCGGGAAGAUCUUCCCACGCUCGGCCAACCUGACGAGGCAUCUGCGGACACACACCGGGGAGCAGCCUUACAGGUGUAAAUACUGUGACAGGUCAUUCAGCAUUUCCUCCAACCUGCAGCGGCACGUCCGGAACAUCCACAACAAGGAGAAGCCAUUCAAGUGCCACCUGUGCAACAGGUGCUUCGGGCAGCAGACCAACCUGGACAGGCACCUGAAGAAACACGAGCACGAGAACGUUCCAGUGAGCCAGCACUCCGGAGUCAUCACCAACCACCUCGGGACCAGCGCCUCCUCCCCCAACUCGGAAUCAGACAACCAUGCACUUUUAGACGAAAAAGAGGAUUCCUACUUCUCAGAAAUCAGAAAUUUUAUUGCAAACAGCGAGAUGAAUCAAGCGUCGGCUCUAGCAGAUAAAAGGCCAGAAAUCCAGGAUAUCGAUGGCAAUUCCCAGUGCCACGGACUGGCAAACGAGAAGACAGAAGAUGUGGACGAUGAGGACGAAGAACUGGAAGAGGAAGAUGACGACAGCCUGACUGGGAAGUCCCAGGACGAGACGGCGUCGCCCACGGCGGAGCCCCGGGGAGCGUUCGAGGAUGAGGAGGAUGAGGAGCCCACGUCUCUCACCAUGAGCUUUGACCACACCCGAAGGUGUAUUGAGGAGGACGAAGCCGGCCUGUUAGAUUUGGAGCAGAUGCCGAAUUUUGGGAAGGGGCUGGAUCUCCGCAAAGCAGCCGAGGAAGCAUUUGAAGUUAAAGAUGUGUUUAAUUCCACCUUAGACUCUGAGGCAAUAAAACAGACUCUGUACAGGCAGGCUAAAAACCAGGCUUAUGCAAUGAUGCUGUCCCUGUCUGAGAACGCUCCCCUCCACACGUCCUCCCAGAACUCUCUGGGGGCUUGGCUGGACAUGGCAGGAGCAGCUUCGGAGUCGGGGACCUUUAACCCCAUCAACCACCUCUGA